ACCUGUGUACCUUCAGCGCCUCUGCUCUCGCUUCAUUCUUCCUCACUGUGCAUGCGCUAGCCUUGCCGGAGGCUCUUCUUCUUGCGCUUCUGCUCCCCUGCUGAGAAUGGAGCUCUGAGGUCAGCAAACCGCAAACAAUUGUCAAUAUCAUGGACAACAAAACAUGGGUUUGGAACAAGAAGUCCUCGGUAAAAAAUAUCGAGAAAGAGAGAAUCCUUGAGCUAGAGAGAUACUUGGAAGAUUUAAACGAACAACUCUCAUUGGUUCGCCGCGAGUCCAAUGCUAAAGAUGAGCUUUUGGCCAAGCAAACCAAAGUAUCUGAGGAAACAGUUGCAGGAUGGCGAAAAACAGAAGCAGAAACCGCUUCUUUAAAGCAAAAACUGGAUGAUGUGCUACUCCAGAAGAAAUCUGCUUUAGAAAGAGUAGCUGAUAGAGAUAUAGCAUUAAAAGAAUGCAUGCAACAGCUACAUAUUACUAAAGAAGAUCAGCAGUUUCUUGUUAACAAUGCUGCGUUAAAGAUAUCGAGAGAGCAGGAGAAGGUCCGAAUGUUAGAACAUAAAUUAGCUGAGACGAAUAAGAGGCUUGCUGAGUUAGUUGUUGAAAAUGGCAACUUGAAUAGAAUUCUAGAGGCCAAAGAACAGAUAUUCAAAGAAGCAUGCCAGUCGAACUCCAAGGUAGAAGCAAACCUCACAGAAGUGAUGAGUAGACUUGAUUCAUCUGAGAAACUCAAUGCUUCUCUAAGGUAUGAGCUGUGCAUGCUCCAGAAAGAGAUUGAGAUUCGAAAUGAGGAGAGGGAUUACAGUAACAGAUCCUCAAAUGCUGCCCAUAGGCAACACCUAGAGAAUGUCAAGAAGAUUGUUAAGCUUGAGACGGAGUGCCAAAGAUUGCGUGUCAUGGUCAGGAAGAGACUUCCGGGACCAACAGCUUUAGCUAAAAUGCGAAGUGAGGUUCAAGUGUUGGAUAAUAAUAAUUCCACUGAAGCAAGGAAGAAAAGGUCGAGUUUCACGAAUGAAGAUUUCAGCUCAAAGAGUAUUGUCUCCGACGAUGAUGCAUCAAGCAAGGGUGCCUUUUCACUUGUCAACAGACUACAUGCCAUUGAAGAUGAGAACAAGAUUCUCAAAGAAUCUUUGAUCAAGAAAAACAAUGAACUUCAGGCAUCACGAGUCAUGUUUGCACGUACCACAUCGAAGCUAUCACAGGUUGAGAAACAACUUGAAGAAUUCUCAAAAGGACAAGUUUGUGAGCCAUCAAAGGGCAGUCCAUUGUCGUGCGACUUUCAUGUUUCUUCGAUUUCAGAGCAUGGUGCGAAUGAUGAAAUCCUUAGCUGUGCUGAAUCAUGGGCUUCUGCUUUAGUUUCUGAAUUGGAACACUUUAAAAGUGGAAAACCAGCCGCAUCAUCCUGCAGAAAUGCCACAAUAUCAGAAUUGAGUGUGAUGGAUGACUUUGUUGAGAUGGAGAAACUCGCCAUUGUUUCCUUAGACAAACAUUUUGAAAGUUCCCUGAGUGUGUCUGGAGAUAAUAAUUCGUGUGUUACGACUAAGGACUCUUGUGCAGGACUUGAUUUAUCAGAAGCAACAGGCAAGGAGUUGGUUCCAGUUAAGGAUGCGAACACAGAGACUCAAUUGAGGUACACAUCAUUCAAAAACCACCCAAGUUGGCUUCAGGACAUUCUGAGGGUCAUCAUACAAAAGCAUCAUAUCAUGCAAAAAAGUUUCAGUGACAUUCUUAAUGAUGUUAGAGUUGCCCUGGAUGACUUGAAUUAUACUAUUGAGGGAGAUCAUUUCGAUAGCAAAAGCAGGACCCAACCACGUCGGUCGAACUUAGAAGAAUCAGUUCGUAAACUUAUUGAAUUGGUUGAGGGAAUCAUUCAGAAAAUUACCAAAAGCAAUGGAAUGGAGAUGUCUUCUGGUGAUGCCCAAGCAAAUUCUAUAGCUCAAAGAUCUCCUUUGGCAAAUGGAUAUGUUGCCUGCUCAUUUCUGUGGGAAAAUUCUGAGCAAGUUGCUGUUCUACAGAAUUUUGUUUCGGUGUGUAAUGAAUUGCAGUGCAGAAAGGUUGAUCUCGAGCAAUUUGCUGCUCAAGUAGCUUCAACUCUGGAGUGGAUUGUAAACCAUUGUUUUUUUCUUCAGGAUGUUACAGACAUGAAAGCAACGAUAAGGAAACACUUGGAUGCAGACGAAUUAAACACUAGCCAUGAGCUCAAAGCUGUGGUAUAUCCAUCUAAAGAGUUGGAUAAGUUAGAUUCAAUUGAAGAAGCACAUAUUACCGAUGAAAUGCACCGUCAUUAUCUCUUGUCAAGAAUGGAUGAUACAGAGACCACACUGAAAGAUGAAAAUGAGCAAUUGAAGUGUAAGAUCACGAGUGUGGAGUCUAGAAGGAAAGAUCUCGAAUCAGUGCUGAAAACAUUCACUAAUAAGAAUGAAAUGCUGACAGCUCAACUUCGGGAGUCAGAAGUGAACGUCUCCAAUUUACAACUAGAACUAGCAGCACUUAAGGAAUCCAAGGGGCAGAUUGAAGACCAGAUUAUCAAACAAAAAUUUAUUAAUGAAGAUCUUGGGACACAGCUUUCAAUUGCGAAGAUCCUUGAAGUUCAACUGAAAGGGAAAAGCAAUUGCUGUGAGGAAUUAGAGGCAACAUGUCUUGAAUUGCAGCUUCAGAAUGAAAGUGUCUCAUCCAAGGAAACUCCAAGCUAUGCCCUGCAACUAGAAGAAAAGCAAAUUCAGACGGACUGCGAUACAGCUGAAGCUUCCAAAAAGCUUGCAGAUUGCCAGGAAACGAUUGUAAACCUGGGUAAACAGUUGAAAGCAUUGGCCUCACCACAAGACGUGCCUGCCACUGCAAAAUCCAAACAUAGGCUUCAGUUAGUCGAUCACAUGAGAGAAGAGGAUAAGAUAAUGUUGCAAUUGCCAAACAUGAAGGAAAUCAUAUCUGCUGAAGCACUCAAACCACCAACAGGUGUAGUUUCUGAUGACCAAUACUUGAACAAAGGUUCAGAAAAAAGUAUCACAGAUCUAUUGCAAGUGAAGUCACCUACUAGCAAUCACAUAGGUGGGACUGAUUCAGAAAUGCUCAUGAUUGUACCGAAGAAACAAAAAGGAAAGGGUAUGUUUCUGAGGAAGCUACUGCUGCUACGGAGAGAACAGUGAGAACCUGUUAGUAGUAAAACCUGAAACUUCACAAAUAGCAGAAACAAAUGGCAGAGGAGUUUUGGUUGCUAGUGUAACUUUUAGUGAUGGUGAUAAGGGAUAAGGAACCAGGUGGGAUAUUGUAUGUAGAAUUGGUGGUUUCCUUGUUUCUAGUUUGGUCGAUGUGGUGUAAGCAUUCAUGCAAAUGCAUGUUAAUGUUGUAUGUAAUUUCCACUGGUACAAUUUCUAAUAAUGUCAUGUUGAAUGAGAGUGAAACCUUA
This is a messenger RNA of Zingiber officinale, 3403 nucleotides long. RefSeq names its product filament-like plant protein 7. The record is from RefSeq and is a predicted model, not a curated record. The coding region runs from base 150 to 3143 and encodes 997 amino acids. The transcript has 6 exons. Lineage: Eukaryota; Viridiplantae; Streptophyta; Magnoliopsida; Zingiberales; Zingiberaceae.